GUUGAAGAGCCAGAGCUUGGAGAUGCUAUGAGCAAAGCAUCAUCAACCAAAGGGCCCAUGAAUUUGUAUUUCAAAACGGUUUCAAAAGAACAGGGAACUUUGAAGAGUGCAAGAGGGGCAGAAGUAACUUUAGCAUCUUGCAAGAAAGAGUUAAGGGGAAAGGUUGUUGGUGCAUUUGCACGAUGGAUGUAUGAAGCUGGAUUGCCCUUUAACUGUGUCAAUUACAAGACAUUACAAAGUUUCAUUGAUGUUGUCGCACAACAUGGACCCGGGAUGAAAGCUCCUACUUAUCAUGAAGUUCGAGUGCCAUAUCUUAAAAAGGAAGUAGAGCAUGUGAAGGAGCUUUUUAAACCACAUGAGGAUAUUUGCAAGCAAUAUGGUUGUUCAUAGAUGAUGAAUAAGUGGACUGAUAGAAGGAAUCGCGCUUAUAUCAAUGUGUUAGUUAAUUGUUCACUUGGGUCUUAUUUUAUCCAAUCAGUUGAAGUAAGUUUGGACAUUGUGAAUGGAGAGAAGAUGCUUGAGCUCUUUGAACUCUUUGUGAAUAGAGUUGGAGGGGAAAAUGUUGUUCAAAUUAUAUCAAACAACGCUUCUGAAAAUGUCAAAGCUGGCAAGGAUUUAAUGGAGAAGUACCCGACAAUUUAUUGGACACCGUGUGCUGCUCAUUGCAUUCAUUUGAUGUUCAAAGACAUAUUUGAGCUUAAGCACUUUCAGACAACCUAUAAAAGAGCUCCGAAAUUGUCGGUCUACAUCCAUUCAAAAACAAAAUUGCUGAACUUGUUUAGGAAAUUCACCGGGAAGAGAGAGUUGGUGAAGUUUGCUAAGACAAGAUUUGUCAUGGCUUUCUUGACAUUCAAGAGGUUAAAGGAGCACAAGAAUAAGAUGAUCAAGCUUUUCAAUUGUGAAGAGUUCCUAACGAGCAAUUAUUCCAAACAAGAGUCUGCAAAGGAGUGUGGUAGAAUUGUUCAGAUGUCGUCCUUUUGGAACACACUUAAUGAGGCACUGAAAGUUGGAGGACCACUUAUGUCAACCUUUCGAAUGGUUGAUGGAGAUGUGAAGCCGGCUAUGAAAUAUGUCUAUCCUGCAAUGGAAUUGACAAAAGCAUC
Molecule: messenger RNA, 1103 nt
Organism: Cuscuta europaea
Lineage: Eukaryota; Viridiplantae; Streptophyta; Magnoliopsida; Solanales; Convolvulaceae
Source: the annotation of a GenBank genome assembly